Molecule: messenger RNA, 906 nt
Organism: Adineta steineri
Lineage: Eukaryota; Metazoa; Rotifera; Eurotatoria; Adinetida; Adinetidae
Source: the annotation of a GenBank genome assembly
AUGAAAAAUACUAUACAAUUCAUCGAAAACUGUUUCGUGCUAAUCAUAGUUUUUAUAACAACUAUUUACGCGCAAUAUCCAUGUUCAUGUUUAUGUUGUCUUGGUCAAAAUUGUCAAUCAGCUACGAUUGGUUACGUUUACGCUCCAUAUUGCACAGCAGACAGUUGUAGUCAAACAUGUCGUGAUAAAUACUAUCAAUGUUCAGCAUACACUCCUUAUGGACAAGCGACUGGACAAUGUAUAAGUGGAACGACUAUUGCACCCGCAAAUGGUCCGUACAGUUGUCGAUGCGAUUGCUGUAGUUCUGGAUCUACUACUUGUGCACCUGUUUUAGUUGGUUAUACUACCACUUAUUCAUGUUUACCUGGAUCAUGUAGUAUAGCGUGCAACUCAGCUUAUCCACUUCUAUGCGUUUCGAAUCAAUAUGGACAAACACAAGGCUCAUGCCAAGGACUAACUACGACAGCUACAACUACAACGACAAUUGGCCCAUGGUUGGGUAAUGCAUGUUCAUGUUACUGUUGCACAUCAAAUUCAUACUGUAUUCCUACUAUUCUCGUAGGAAAUACGUCGGCUUCACAGUGCUCUACAGUCGCUUGCACACAAGCAUGUCAAAUUCGAUAUCCACCACUGUGUCCAUUAACGACUAGUGUUGGACAAACGUUGGGUCAAUGUUUAACAUCUGUAAGCGGAACUACACGGUGUCGUUGUAAUUGCUGUGGUAGUAUUGCAUGUAAAGACUUCGAUGCGUACACUACGGGUGACUGCACAUUAUGUUCGUCAACAUGUGCACAAUAUACUCAGUGCAUUAAUACCUAUCAAAUAACAUAUACAUGCGAUGCGAACUCAGUGACUUCUAGACAAUUGCCAAUUUUCUGUGUGAUCUUUUUGUUCAUUUUCAUGUAA